This is a messenger RNA of Penicillium subrubescens, 1131 nucleotides long. Its product is annotated as aromatic ring-hydroxylating oxygenase subunit alpha. Gene Ontology annotation, molecular function: 2 iron, 2 sulfur cluster binding; iron ion binding. Bases 1 to 1131 code for a protein of 376 amino acids. The record is from RefSeq and is a predicted model, not a curated record. The transcript is spliced from 2 exons. NCBI's taxonomy places the organism in Eukaryota, Fungi, Ascomycota, Eurotiomycetes, Eurotiales, Aspergillaceae.
AUGUCUUUCCUGAGGAAUUUCUUCGGCACUACCACCACGGCCCCUGAGGUCCAGAAGGAACAGAAGACGCCUGUUCGCGCCCUUCCUGCUUCUUGGUAUACCUCCCAGGACAUGUACGAGCUUGAGCGACGAUCUAUCUUCUCUCGCAAAUGGCUCCUCACUACACACAAGCACCGCGUCCCCAACGCCGGCGACUGGGUCGAGUACGAUGCUGCUGGCUUCAAGUUCAUCGUCUCCCAGGAUGAGCAGGGAAACAUCAAGGCUUACCUUCAUGACAACAACCUUUCUCCCGUUCAUGUGCACAUCGACCGCAAUGGCUUCAUCUGGGUCAACCUUGACUCCAACGAGACCCCCGAGGUCGCCUGGACCGACGACUUUGAUGGCGUCGAUGAACAGCCCCGUUUCGACUACUACAAUUUCGAUGAAUACGUCUUCGACCACACUUGGGAUAUGGAGGGUGACUUCAACUGGAAGAUUCUGGCCGAUAACUACAACGAGUGCUACCACUGCCUAGUCGCACACCCCGAUAUCCCGACCAUCGCCGACCUGAAUUCCUACUACGUCAAGACCAAGGAUGGCCACAUCCAGCACUACGGCGCCCAGCGCCAGGACCAGAUCGACAACGGUUUCCGGAUAGCCACUACCUACUUCUGGCCCAACGCUUCCUGUAACGUCUCUCCCAACUUCUUCUUCAUGCAGCGCUUCACCCCUGUCAGCCCAACCAAGUCCGUCAUGCGCUACGAAGUCUACCGCCACAAGGACGCCACCGACGAGGCCUUCACCCUCAUCAGCGACAUGUACAAGCGCAUCAUGUCCGAGGACAAGUACCUCUGCAUCCACACACAGAAGAACCUCAACGCCGGCGUCUUCGUCAACGGUCUCCUCCACCCAGACAUGGAGCAGGGCCCACUGCACUUCCAAAGCACCGUCCGCGAGGUCGUUACCCAGCACUUCAACAAGGAGCAAGCCGCCGGCCAUGAAAUCUGGCCCGCCAAGCCACCAGUUUCCGUUGAUGCUGCGGCUGUCGAUGAGACUGAUAUCACGUUCCGGACGGGGAUGGACACCUAUGCGGAUGCGGAUAAUUUGCAAGAGUCGUUGGCGAGUAACCUUGCCCCCGCGAUUGCUGUUUAG